Messenger RNA from Erinaceus europaeus (western European hedgehog), 2722 nucleotides. It is a transcript of the gene ABAT, whose product is annotated as 4-aminobutyrate aminotransferase. Gene Ontology annotation, molecular function: pyridoxal phosphate binding. Gene Ontology annotation, biological process: GABA catabolic process. Gene Ontology annotation, cellular component: mitochondrion. Bases 164 to 1666 code for a protein of 500 amino acids. The transcript is spliced from 16 exons. NCBI's taxonomy places the organism in Eukaryota, Metazoa, Chordata, Mammalia, Eulipotyphla, Erinaceidae. The record is from RefSeq and is a predicted model, not a curated record.
CGGGCAGAGCGAGCGAGCGCGCGCACCCGAGCCCAGGCAGCGCGCCCACCGGACCAGGACCGGGACCCGCAUCCCGAGCCCGAUCCGCGAGCCGGCUCCCGCAGCCGGGGCCUGCAGGCAGAGCGGGAGCGUGUGACCGGGUCUCCGUUCCUGUCUCAGGACCAUGGCCUCCAUGCUGCUCAGCCAGCGCCUGGCCCCCAGCCUCCGGCAGCACUCCCUCCUGCGUGCGCGCGGGCCCAGACACAUCAGUCAAGCCGCGGCCAAGGUCGACGUGGACUUUGAUUAUGAUGGGCCCCUGAUGAAGACGGAAGUGCCAGGGCCCAGGUCUCGAGAAUUAAUGAAGCAGCUGAAUCUGAUUCAGAAUGCGGAGGCCGUGCACUUCUUCUGUAAUUACGAAGAGAGCCGAGGCAACUACCUCGUGGACGUGGACGGCAACCGGAUGCUGGACUUGUACUCCCAGAUCUCCUCCGUGCCCAUAGGCUACAGCCACCCUGCUCUGGUGAAACUCGUCCAGCAGCCCCAGAAUGUGAACACAUUUAUCAACAGGCCCGCCCUGGGCAUCCUUCCCCCAGAGAACUUCGUGGAGAAGCUGCGGGAGUCCUUGCUGUCUGUGGCCCCCAAAGGCAUGUCACAGCUUGUCACCAUGGCCUGCGGCUCCUGCUCCAAUGAAAAUGCCUUCAAGACCAUCUUCAUGUGGUACCGGAGCAAGGAGAGAGGCCAAACGGGUUUCUCGAAAGAGGAGCUGGAGACAUGCAUGAUCAACCAGGCCCCCGGCUGCCCAGACUACAGCAUCCUCUCCUUCAUGGGCGCCUUCCACGGCAGGACCAUGGGUUGCUUGGCGACAACACACUCCAAGGCCAUCCACAAGAUCGACAUCCCCUCCUUCGACUGGCCCAUCGCUCCCUUCCCGAGGCUGAAAUACCCCCUGGAGGAGUUCGUGAAAGAGAACCAGCAAGAGGAGGCCCGCUGUCUGGAGGAGGCGGAGGACCUGAUCGUAAAGUACCGGAAGAAGAAGAAGACGGUGGCGGGCAUCAUCGUGGAGCCCAUACAGUCCGAGGGUGGAGACAACCACGCGUCGGACGACUUCUUCCGGAAGCUGAGAGACAUCUCCCGGAAGCACGGCUGCGCCUUCCUGGUGGAUGAGGUCCAGACUGGAGGCGGCUGUACCGGCAAGUUCUGGGCCCACGAGCACUGGGGGCUGGAGGACCCGGCCGAUGUCAUGACCUUCAGCAAGAAGAUGAUGACCGGCGGCUUCUUCCACAAGGAGGAGCUCAGGCCCAACGCGCCCUACCGCAUCUUCAACACCUGGCUGGGGGACCCCGCCAAGAACCUGCUGCUGGCCGAGGUCAUCAGUGUCAUCAAGAGGGAGGCCCUGCUCAGUAAUGCGGUGCAUGCCGGCAAGGCCCUGCUCACAGGGCUGCUGGAGCUCCAGGCCCGGUACCCCCAGCUCAUCAGCAGGGUGAGGGGCCGAGGCACCUUCUGCUCCUUUGACACCCCGGAUGAAUCCGUACGGAAUAAGCUCAUCCUGAUGGCCAGGAACAAGGGAGUGGUGUUGGGGGGCUGCGGCGACAAGUCCAUCCGCUUCCGGCCCACCCUGGUCUUCAGGGACCACCACGCACACCUGUUCCUCAACAUCUUCAGCGACAUCCUGGCCGACUUCAAGUAGGGGCACCUCCGCCCACCAGCCCGGCCCUCCGCCGCCCCCGGUCUGCCUGAUUCAUGCUUCCGCUGCAAGUCUGGCGCCACACAUCCGCGGAAGGGUCCUCUGUGGGGAGGGGCGUCCUGCCGACUCAGGGAGGGGGGCGGCCGGCUUGGGGGAUCCUCCCCACAGAGCCAGUGGUGCACGUUGGCUUAGCCCAGAAUUCUGCUCGGCCCUCAGGACAAGCCACGGAGGUCCUGCGCACAUCGGCCAGGCCUGCCCAGUCCACGGCUGGGGCUCUGGGGCUCCGGGGCUGCCCUCGCCCCGUGCAGUCGCCUGCUCUCACCCCCACACACACACCACCUGCAAAUUCGAUUAAGCUGGGGGUAGCGGGUACUGCGCCUCUCCGUGCACUGGGACCCCUCCAAGGCUCGCCCCUGAGGACCUCUGGGUGGUUUCUGCCGGUUCUGACUCACCGUCUGCCAUCCCACAGCCCCUCCUCCAUUUCAUGUUCAGUGUCACUGCCCCGAGUGUCCCCAGGGUGUGGAGCCCAGGCCGCCCUCUCCCGCAGCAGCAGAAGUCACUCACGGGGGAUGGGCAGCCUGGGGAGACGGCACGGCGAGUCUCUGCUUUCUCCAUCGCAUGCCGGCCACAGACCUCCCGUGUCCCAACUCCCCCGCUCUCCUGCAGGCCUGCAACCUGCCCUGUUCUUGCUGAGGGGCGGACAGCCCCGGCCGCCCUGAGGAAGACAGAGCCGGGAGGGAAGCUGGGCUGGCACCGGGCGCCGCUAACUGGCCCCUCGGCUCUGUCUCCCACUGGAGGCCUCCCUGGGCUGCCCCCCGGGAGCUCACAGGAAGCCCCUGCUCUGUCCCACGCUGGGGGGGGGGGGAGUGCGAGGGGCCCCAGUCCACCUCGGGGGCAGAGGAGGCUCCAGGGAGAAAGUGGCGUCUGAGCAGGGUUUUGCAGUAGAAGUGAGAUUUCUCCCAGCAGUGGAGGCAAGGAGUCAGCAGCGGGAAGGGAAGAAGAGCUUGUGGCUCUCCCCAGUGGGGAGCAGGUCCCAGGGCAGUGUGUGUGUGUGUGGGG